UCCCAUUAGUUUCUAGAGCGAAUUCUGAAAACUUGCAGUACAAUAAAGAUUCGACGGGAUCCGCUGCUUUGCUCUACAAUAUCCGUCCGUGGUGUGUAAUACAUAUACACUACCCAGAACAGCAGCGCCUCUACUGGAAUAUAUCGGAUCUAUCGUUGAAGUAACGCGUGAAGGGAUGCUGUUUGGACGGCUCCCAUUAAUUAUCACACAUUUCCUGCUGUACAAGUGAAAAACAGUGCAAAUUUUGAUUCAAAAGUGAACGUGACAGUAAUUAAAUUCAGCGUAAACGGCUGUGACGAAGAAUAAUGGACACAAUAGGUAGAACCAUAACGUUUGAUGUUUGUGUAAUAAGGCGCAGCGAAAAGCUUAUGGAAAAAGACACGAUGAAAUCUGACAGAUAGAGAUGCUGUGCCAGUGUUGCAGAGAGCUGGGAGAAUAGAAAAGAUAAACCAGUUAUCAAAACAUUACAUUUAGAUAUAGACAACUCCUCUGCACAUUAAAAUGCCGAGGGUGAAUCUAGCCCUCAAAGCAUUUGCCGCGUGUGUUGUACUGUGGACAAUAUUAGCGCUGUGUGAUGCAAACCCGGAUGCAAAGAGACUGUACGAUGACCUGCUCAGUAACUAUAACCGUCUGAUACGUCCCGUAAGCAAUAACACAGACACGGUUCUGGUGAAACUGGGAUUACGAUUGUCACAGCUGAUUGAUCUGAAUCUCAAGGAUCAGAUUUUAACUACGAAUAUUUGGUUGGAACACGAGUGGCAGGAUCAUAAAUUCAAAUGGGACCCUGCCGAAUACGGUGGUGUGACGGAGCUCUACGUGCCAUCCGAACACAUCUGGCUGCCGGAUAUCGUACUCUACAACAAUGCUGAUGGCGAGUACGUGGUGACAACCUUGACCAAAGCGAUUCUGCACUAUACCGGUAAAGUCAUCUGGACACCACCGGCCAUUUUCAAGUCAUCGUGCGAGAUUGAUGUGCGCUACUUUCCCUUUGAUCAGCAGACCUGCUUCAUGAAGUUUGGAUCGUGGACCUAUGAUGGCAACCAGAUCGAUCUAAAGCACAAAAAUCAGCUCAACAAUUCCGACAACAUGGUAAAGAUUGGAAUCGACUUACGUGAGUACUAUCCCAGUGUGGAGUGGGACAUCCUUGGGGUACCAGCGGAACGCCACGAGAAGUAUUAUCCGUGCUGUGCAGAGCCAUAUCCUGACAUUUUCUUUAACAUCACGUUAAGACGAAAGACCCUGUUCUACACAGUUAAUUUGAUAAUACCAUGUGUCGGUAUUUCGUACCUUUCGGUUCUCGUGUUCUACUUGCCAGCUGAUUCGGGUGAAAAAAUUGCAUUAUGCAUCAGCAUUCUACUAUCGCAGACCAUGUUCUUCCUUCUGAUAUCGGAAAUCAUACCUUCAACCUCGCUGGCCCUGCCUCUGCUUGGGAAGUACCUCCUGUUCACCAUGAUUCUGGUCGGGCUGAGCGUCGUGAUCACCAUUAUUAUACUGAACAUACACUAUCGCAAGCCGAGCACUCACAAGAUGGCACCGUGGGUCAGGAAAUUCUUUAUACUGCGUCUACCGAAAUUGCUGCUGAUGCGGGUGCCAAACGAUUUGCUGAAGGAACUGGCUGCUAACAAGAUAAACUACGGAAUCAAAAUUAGCAAAAGCAAAUUCGGAGCGGCAUUAGCUGCUCACUCGCAAAUGCAACAAAACUCUGGCGGCUCAAGUCCGGAUUCCAUCAGACACAUGCAGGGUCGCCCAGGAGGUUGCAAUGGUUUGCACACGACAACGGCAACAAACAGAUUUAGCGGACUCGUUGGAGCCCUUGGAGGCGGCCUCAGCAGUCUCGGGGGUUAUAACGGACUUCCGUCUGUGAUGUCUGGUUUGGACGAAUCACUCAGCGAUGUGGCGCCGAGGAAAAAAUAUCCGUUCGAGUUAGAAAAGGCCAUUCAUAAUGUUAUGUUUAUACAGCACCAUAUGCAGCGCCAAGAUGAGUUUAAUGCGGAGGAUCAAGAUUGGGGAUUUGUGGCGAUGGUAUUGGAUCGUUUAUUUUUAUGGUUAUUUACACUAGCGUCAUUAUUCGGAACAUUUGCAAUCCUGUGCGAGGCACCCUCGCUGUACGACGAUACCAAACCGAUUGACAUCGAGUACUCCAUUAUCGCCCAGAAGCUGUUCAAUCUCACUGUUAAGGAUCCGCGGCACGCCUAAGUAACGAAAUUCCUCCCGGCUCAAACUGUCUAUAGACCGGCUUUCCAGACACAGGAUUUCCGUGCAAUAGAAGCUGAAAUUUAUUGCCUCUUCCAUACGAAUGUUAACCCAAAUUGACUUAAUCAAAUGGAACCCGAUGAAGGAAGAUCGUGCCGUGUGUAAGUGUAUUCGAUUCGUACCGAGUAAGCAAUUUUUCACCGUGUUGUUGCUUUACCACAAAAAUCAGCGGACAUUAUUCUACAGUAGAUAUGAUAUGGUAAAGCCAGUAAAGUGACUAUCAACUAAAUCGUAAGCACUUUUUACAUAUUUGAAAUAGAGUACCGUGUUUCUAAUUAAA
Topomyia yanbarensis is the source of this 2533-nucleotide messenger RNA. It is a transcript of the gene nAChRalpha2, whose product is annotated as acetylcholine receptor subunit alpha-like 2. NCBI's taxonomy places the organism in Eukaryota, Metazoa, Arthropoda, Insecta, Diptera, Culicidae. The record is from RefSeq and is a predicted model, not a curated record. The transcript has 9 exons. Gene Ontology annotation, molecular function: acetylcholine-gated monoatomic cation-selective channel activity; transmembrane signaling receptor activity. Gene Ontology annotation, biological process: monoatomic ion transmembrane transport; regulation of membrane potential; nervous system process. The coding region runs from base 502 to 2196 and encodes 564 amino acids. Gene Ontology annotation, cellular component: postsynaptic membrane; neuron projection; synapse.